Molecule: messenger RNA, 4377 nt
Organism: Gadus chalcogrammus (walleye pollock)
Lineage: Eukaryota; Metazoa; Chordata; Actinopteri; Gadiformes; Gadidae
Gene: nf2a
Product: NF2, moesin-ezrin-radixin like (MERLIN) tumor suppressor a
Exons: 16
Coding region: 598-2433 (611 amino acids)
Biological process (GO): regulation of cell shape; positive regulation of early endosome to late endosome transport; regulation of organelle assembly
Cellular component (GO): adherens junction; cytoskeleton; filopodium
Molecular function (GO): actin binding; cell adhesion molecule binding
Source: RefSeq, a predicted model, not a curated record
UCUUCUUUCCCAACGUGUUAAGGGAGAGAGAGAUACCGCCCACCUCACGUCCGGAUACUUGGAUACAACAACUCACCACCAAAGGGAAACUUGGUGGCGUUAGCUUGUAGCACUUUUCCUCGACUGUUGUUGUAAUAGUGCUGUUUUUAUGGCACCAUAAGAUUAGAUACGCCGUGCACUUAACACUAGAAACAUAGCGGUAACAUAACGGUCCAAACAUUGUAAUGGAUUAUUAAUAGCUUGUUUUAAUCUGAUGUAAUAAUACGGUUAAUACUGGAUGGUCACUGACUACUUUGUAGCUAACGGAAGCUAAAUUAGGGUUAAAGUUUAUGUGGACUUUUAACAUCUUACGUUUGGUAGGAAAUUAACGUAAUGGCAAUGGGAAUACGCAUCCUUAAGUGACCUAUUAUGGUGUUUGAAUUAAGUGAAUGUGUCGAAAACAGGUUCCAUGUCCCAGUUUGGGAGCCUGAAGAUAACGUAGCUCGGUCAGACAAGUGAUAUGUAAAGACUGCUCCUCAGACACAUAACGACAGGUAGACAUCUGGUGUGACUCGGGUUAUGACCCCCUGUCGAAGUUAGACACGACACCUGCCUGCCAUGGCGAGCGCUAUAGCAGCCAAACUGAUGGCCCUCAGCACGCUGAGGAGAAAACAAGCCAAGAACUUUACCGUCAGGAUCUGCACCAUGGAGUCAGACCUGGAGUUCAGCUGUGAGGUGAAGUGGAAAGGAAAAGACUUGUUUGACCUCGUCUGCCGUACGCUUGGUUUAAGGGAGACCUGGUUCUUUGGGCUGCAGUAUGAAAUCAAGGAUACGGUAGCUUGGCUAAAGAUGGACAAGAAGGUUUUGGAUCAGGAGGUCCCCAAGGAGGAACCAAUUAUCCUUCACUUCCUGGCCAAGUUUUACCCUGAAGAUGCAGAGGAGGAGUUGGUGCAGGAUGCUACACAGCACCUCUUCUUCUUGCAGGUAAAGAACAAGAUCCUGGAGGAAGAGAUCCACUGUCCGCCUGAGGCCUCUGUGUUGCUGGCUUCUUAUGCUGUCCAUGCCAAGUAUGGUGAUUAUGAUGCCAAGCUUCACAAGCCUGGCUUUCUGUCCCAGGAGGAGCUACUGCCUAAAAGAGUGUUCAACUUGUACCAGAUGACUGCAGAGAUGUGGGAGGAGCGGAUCACGGCGUGCUAUGCCGAACACCGCGGCAGGACAAGGGAUGAAGCUGAGAUGGAGUAUUUAAAAAUAGCCCAGGACCUGGACAUGUAUGGAGUCAAUUACUUUUUCAUCCGGAAUAAGAAGGGGACAGAUCUGCUGCUCGGGGUGGACGCCCUGGGCCUGCAUAUCUACGAGCCCGACAACAGACUCACGCCCAAGUGCUCGUUCCCCUGGAACGAGAUCCGAAACAUCUCCUACAGCGAGAAGGAGUUCGCCAUCAAACCGCUGUAUAAGAAAACCAACGUUUUCAAAUUCAACUCCUCCAGGCUGCGGGUCAACAAGCUGAUCCUGCAGCUGUGCAUUGGGAACCACGACCUGUUUGUGCGCCGGCGUCGGGUGGACUGUCUGGAGGUCCAGCAGAUGAAGGCCCAGGCCAAGGAGGAGAGGGCCCGUAAACAGCUGGAGCGCCAGCGGCUGGAGCGGGAGAAGCAGCGGGAGAAGCAUCUCCGGGAGGAGGCGGAGCGCGCCCGCGACGACCUGGAGAGACGGCUGAGGCAGCUCAAGGAGGAGGCCGACAUGGCCAACGAGGCCUUGAUGCGUUCGGAGCAAACGGCGGACCUGCUGGCGGAGAAGGCCCAGAUCGCUGAGGAGGAGGCCCAGCUGCUGGCUCAGAAGGCGGCGGAGGCCGGGCUGGAGACGCAGCGCAUCAAGGUGAGGGCGCUGCGCGGCCAGGAGGAGCGCCGCGCCAUGGAGCAGAAGAUGCUGGAGGCCGAGAUGCUCGCCCUCAAAAUGGCAGAGGAGUCGGAGAGAAGAGCGAAGGAGGCGGAGCAGCUGAAACAGGACCUACAGGAGGCCAGGGAGUCUGAGCGCAGGGCCAAGAACAAGCUGCUGGAGAUCACCAGCCAGGCGGUUGGCCCGCCUCCAGUGGCUGACGUCAGGCCUGCGGUCCUGAGCGCCCCCCAGCCCCAGCCUCCCCUUGCAGACCUGAUGCCUCAGGACCUGAGCUUCAGCCGGGAGAACCUCAGCUUUGACUUCAAGGACACCGACAUGAAGCGCCUCUCCAUGGAGAUUGAGAAGGAGAAGGUGGAGUACAUGGAGAAGAGCAAGCACCUGCAGGAGCAGCUGAACGAGUUGAAGACCGAGAUCGAGAGUCUGAAGCUGAAAGAGCGUGAGACGCCAUUGGACAUCCUUCACAACCAGAACACAGAACAGGGAACCAGCAAGCACAGCAACUUCAAAAAGCUAACACUGCAGAGCACCAAAUCCAGAGUGGCCUUCUUCGAAGAACUUUAACACACACACACACGCACUGCUUUUUAAAUGGAAAUGUGCCUUGGAACUUUUUGCCGUCUACAUUCCUGGUGCGUGCAAGUGAUUUGCCGCGCUCCAUGACCUCACUCACAGCCUCCUGGAAAUCGCCAUGGUUACCAUGCACCGGCCACCUCCUUAAUUAACUCUGUGGAUCAUGGACAGAAGCAGAGAACUCGCAGAGCAAGGUUCCAUAUUUUCGUCUUUUUGACACUCAGUCAGAAAUGUAAAAUGUGGAUCCGUUUCUUUACUAAGAAACACAUUUUUUCAUUCUGGAAGUUGAAAAGCAAAAAAAUAUCUGACAAUGUUAUUAGUUAUUUUUGCUGAACAUUUGAGCAAAUUAUACUGUUUGAACUUUCAAGGUGACCUCAUAACAAUAUUCAGUUCCAAAUGUUCCUACUGGAGUCUGAAUAACUUGAUGCAUUCUGGGAAUUUGAAAAGUCAUUUUGAGAAGUCCAUAUCAAUGUCUACUUGAGGUCAAAUAGGUCCAUGGAUUUGGCUGAAUACAUACAUACAUGCAAUACAAUAAUUGUUCUAUAUCAAAUUGAAAUUGAUGAAUAGAAUAUCUGCCUUUUUACUGCAUAAUGUAUAUUAUACUCUGCAUAAUGUGUGCACUACAGGUCUUGAACAUACCCCCUUCAUCUCAGAACUUUAUAAACGUUGACGAUUUGUGUUAAGCUAAAAGACUAAAGAUGCAUCUUAUUUUUAUCAUACACCAUUGUGAACCGUGCACGACUCUCUGGACCUGUUCUCUGGGUAUGAAGAGCAUGCUUCACUACAGAACAAAAUUUAUCCGGAUAAUUCAUCAGGGUUUUGUAUUUUAGUAUCGUGAUGCAUUAUCCGGGCAUUACCAUAUGAUCAAGAUUAUCAGACAUAUAAACCGCUACAUAACAUUUGCUUUUUUAAUCUUUAAACAAGUACACAAAUCGAUACAAACAUAUUCAAUGUUUACUUUAAGCCGUGUAAGCUAUAUUUUUCAUAAUCUAUUUCUUACUGCAACUGACCAACUUUUGUUUUUUAUAUUUGAGUGUAAUCUUUCAACUUUGGGGUUCAUGCAGAAUAUGAACAACCCGUUUCUUUAACGGUGAAGAAGGUUAUUGCUUGGUUCCCAACAAGUGUUUAUUUAGGCUGUGCUCCUGUGUACAUGUUUCUCCCUCAAGAAUGCGUUCUUUCUGUGUUUUUGUGAUUAAAUUGAGCCCAUGUUACUACGACAUGAGGCCUUUAUCUGUACUUGUUGUUUCCAUAUAUCAUGCUACGUGGUUAGCGGUUGCUAGCCAUUAUCUCAGAAUAGGGUACUCUGAGCUGAAGUACAAGUGCACUAUGGUCUGCUUGGAAAGGACCUGACAGAAAUUGGAACUGCAUGAUGGAGAGGCCUGUAUUGACUGUGGCCCAUUCUCAAUAGGGAUCACAAUGGUUAAUUUUGGAAAUAUCCACUUGCUCGGGUUUGUAUCUAUUUUGACCUAAUGUUACAUGUUGGAUCAAUCUUUUUUCUUUUUUUUUUGUAUGUGAACUAUGUAUGAUUCUUGUAUUAUACUUAAUGUGUUGGGAAAAUGUACUUCAUUCCUGCCUUCCCUAAACAAGCAUAGUAAGCAAUAUAUUAAUACAUAUUUUUUGGUUUACUCUGGGAUAAAUUAUAUAUUUUUUCUAUGAACAACUUCUACAGAGAAAAUAUAUUACAGAAAUUUAUUAUUUUGUGCGCGAGGAUCAAAUAAAUGUCUUAUUCUUCUAUUCUAUUUCUAUACCUUCCUCUCAACCGACGUUUCUCCAGACACAAGGUUCAGGAGUGGUUCUGUAAGGUCUCAUCCUCAGACGUCCUUCAUACCAACUAGUAAACGGAGUCUCCUGGCCUUUAAAGAUAUUCAAUUAUACCUCUGGAAUGAACUAAGUGUUGCAUUACGCCUCCACCAUUACCACCAACUUGUCUUAGAU